AUGAUAGCUAACCGUAUGAAGCCUUUGCUAGAAGGCAUUAUAUCAGACUCCCAGAGUGCCUUUCUUCCAGGUAGAUUAAUCUCGGAUAAUAUCCUAAUUGCAUCCGAGGUUGGCCAUUACUUGAGGAGGAAGCAGUUAGGGCAGGUGGGGUGGGCGGCUCUAAAGCUUGAUAUGGCCAAAGCGUACGAUAGGAUGGAGUGGUCUUUUGUGAGGGAUAUGCUUAUGGGUUUGGGUUUUGAUGCGAAAUGGGUACAGCUGGACUCCCAGGCUAAGGGUCUUAUUCAUGGUUGCAGGGUAGCCCGGGGGGUACCGCCAAUCUCACACUUGUUUUUUGCAGAUGACAGUCUGCUUUUCUUUAAAGCUAAUCUGCAGGAGACUAUGGAGGUGAAGAAGUGUCUGGGUGUCUAUGAGACUUUCUCUGGGCAGGCGGCUGAUGAUUUUGGGAAGUAUCUGGCUCUGCCUUCUGUUAUUGGCAGGAACAGGAGGACUGUUUUUGAUUAUGUUGAGCAGAAGCUGAGGCAAAGAUUUGGGUCAUGGAAUAAGAGGCUGCUGUCCAAGGCGGGUAAGGAGGUUCUUUUGAAGAGCAUUGCGCAAGCUAUGCCAACAUAUACCAUGAGUAUUUUCCUGCUCCCUAAAUCUUUAUGUAUUUCGUUGGAAAGGUUGAUGAACAGGUAUUGGUGGGGGCAGAGUGGUUCGGACAGUAGCAUUCAUUGGCUGGCCUGGGACAGGAUGUGUACCCCCAAGAAUUUUGGUGGAAUGGGUUUCAAACGGUUGCAUGAGUUUAAUCUGGCCCUGUUGGGCAAGCAAGGGUAG
This is a messenger RNA of Ipomoea nil (Japanese morning glory), 813 nucleotides long. RefSeq lists its product as uncharacterized. The coding region runs from base 1 to 813 and encodes 270 amino acids. The record is from RefSeq and is a predicted model, not a curated record. Lineage: Eukaryota; Viridiplantae; Streptophyta; Magnoliopsida; Solanales; Convolvulaceae. The transcript has 3 exons.